Messenger RNA from Polychytrium aggregatum, 1510 nucleotides. RefSeq names its product tRNA-splicing endonuclease subunit sen54 N-term-domain-containing protein. Bases 277 to 1284 code for a protein of 335 amino acids. The transcript is spliced from 7 exons. Gene Ontology annotation, biological process: tRNA-type intron splice site recognition and cleavage. Gene Ontology annotation, cellular component: tRNA-intron endonuclease complex. Lineage: Eukaryota; Fungi; Chytridiomycota; Chytridiomycetes; Polychytriales. The record is from RefSeq and is a predicted model, not a curated record.
CGGAGUCAGUCCAGGACGGUGGUGAGGUGUGCUGGUGCUUUGAAGAUGGGCGGGCUCUUGCAGGUCAAACAAAACUGCGGUUGGCGACCAUCGAGAAUCAUGGGCGCAUGCAGGAUCCAGUAUGCGGUGCGUCCUGCCUCGCCCGGGGAGGGAGAAGCAAAUGUCAAGCGGCUCGGCUCGUCUCUGUUUGUCUGAUCCGAUCUGCGCCGCCUCUGAGGCCCCAAAAGCAGCCAGCCCGGCCAGAUCCGAAGCAGCGAGAUCGUCCUAUCUGUCGCAAUGAGCCAACCCAAUCAAACCGCCGAUGACGAUGGCGAGGCCAGAGACUAUGCCGAUCUGCUAGCAUCCAGAUCACAUCAACUGGCAUCCAUCCGUCGACCAAAAGACGGAGCCCCAGACCCGUCGUCACUCGAGCAGGCGGCGGCGCUGGAGCAGUCCCGCCAUGCCCUGGCUACUGUCCUCGCCGAAGAACGCAACACAACAAACAAACAGAUCGCCGAAGGCACUCUUUGCCCAGAUACCAAGCUCACUCAUGUUCCAAACAAUAAAGGAACCCUGUUCCGCACCAUGGGGCAGACGAUCCGUGGACAGCUCUAUCUCAAUCCCGAGGAGGCUCUGUGGUUGGCCGAACGUGGGUUUCUCAAGAUCAAGCACCACGGCGUCGGGAUCUCGAUUCAGCACGCAUGGUACCUUCUUUUGGGCGACAGCGACAAGACCAUCACCACAGAUCAGUAUUUGGUCUAUGCUUAUCUUCGGCGGCUGGGAUACAUAGUCUUCCGCCGCUCCCAGUGCAGCCCAUCCCCACCAGCGUCGACUCUGCCCUCGUCACCAGCCCGUCCGAGGGCUCUGUCAAGCAUAUUGUUGAAUUGGUGGAUGUGGCACCAGGAUCUUGUCGUCUCGACAUGCUAUCGAUUUUUUCGCAUGGCCGGACUGCGAUUGCCCUGUCGGCCGCUGGUCCUGCCGGGCUCGCUAAAAUCAUAUGACCAGGUUUUCGACCGGAUCAGGAUCAUCGACCGCCUCGAUCGAUGGACCAGCCGCCCAGCACCGAAAGCAGCGGACUUUGUUGUUUGGAAGCCCAACCCGGGAUUCAAAAAGUCCAACAUGGGCAGCCCGCACUUUCACAUUGCCGUCGUAAAUGUCGCCGAUGCGCUCUUUUCGAUGCAGGACAUUCAGGAAUUGGCCAGUGCGCUUCCGGAGACAGCAGAGCUCAAAGUCGCCGUCGUCGAUCAUGGCAACAUCUCGUUCCUGGAUCUCUCUGUCGGCCUGAAUGGGGGGCCACCCCGGUGAUGUUGGGAAGGGUGUCUCGUCGAGGUCUUGCUCCGGGCAAUACACAUCCACAUGCGAUUUCGUCCGCCGUCGACAAUACACUCGGUUGACUGCAUCCUUGCCGUAUCGAUAGGCCGCCCGCUGGGUCCCCUAUCCGGGAGCCGCACCAAUCGAGGCUUCUGUGCGGACAGGGAUGCAGUCGGACAUCCCGCUGUCUCCCUGGUGAUCGAAAUGACCCUGGUUGACU